Messenger RNA from Cygnus atratus (black swan), 13536 nucleotides. RefSeq lists its product as uncharacterized. The transcript has 71 exons. Bases 1 to 11577 code for a protein of 3858 amino acids. Gene Ontology annotation, molecular function: lipid carrier activity. Gene Ontology annotation, biological process: lipid transport. NCBI's taxonomy places the organism in Eukaryota, Metazoa, Chordata, Aves, Anseriformes, Anatidae. The record is from RefSeq and is a predicted model, not a curated record.
AUGGGCAUGAAGAAAGACUUCUCCUUCAGUGACCAUGCACAAAACUUCUAUUCUUUAAAGGACAGACAGACAGGAAGGCAGGAUAUUGAGCUGACCUGGAAAGGACACAGUGCAUCAUACUUCCCCCAAAGAGCUAGACACAGCUACAGGUAUUCAGCAGUCACCAACACGUUCCUGCAGGGGAGUAUUUAUAAAAGCAGUGGCAUCUCUUUGGAGAGCACGGUGAUCAUUGAAGUAUUGGGGAACUGCCAGAUGGUUUUGAAAGUGCAAGAUGUACAGAUCAAGAAAAGUCUUGCAUCCAGAGAAGAGUCUCUGAAGGAAAUGGACAGUCUAAGGGAAGUACUAGAACAGCAUCCUCUUCACUUUUCUUUCCAUGAUGGGAAAGUUCUGAAGCUCUGUCCUGUAAGGAGUGAACAGACUUGGGCACUGAACAUAAAGCGAGGCAUUCUCAGUGUCCUGCAGACGUCACAAACAUCCACUGCUCGUGCUGUUGUUGAAGAGAUGGAUGUGCUGGGAAUAUGCCCAACCAGGUAUCAGCGAAAGGGUCCUGUUCUUGUCAAAACAAGGGACUUAAACCUCUGCUCUCAUCGAUAUUCUAGUUUUACUUCUGUGCAGUCUGUUGCUCUUCCUUGUAUGUCGUCCGAGCAGCAGAUCCUGUCUUCUAAACUGGAAUGUGUUCAGAGAGUUAAGGAUGGAGUCCUGGCAGAAGCCAAAUGUACUGAAUCCCAUCUCGUUGCACCAUUCUCUCAGAAAGGUGGCAGGGCAAAGACAGAGACUCAGUCUUCGUUGAAACUCUUUCAAGUGGAAGCAGAGACACUGUACAAAAAAGUGGACUCCAAGGAUCUGUAUAUGACCAGCAUGCUCUAUGAAAGGGAACAAACCAAGAAGGAGGUCACUGGGAAGGAAGUGACCGACCUAUUGUGGAAGCUUUGCCUAGCACAUAGUACGAGUUUUGAGGCUGCGGACCUUUUCAUGACUCUCGUGUUUGAGCUUCGACAUCUUUCUCUUGAAGCCUUAAAAACACUAUGGCAAAGAUCUUCGUUUAAGUGCAGAGACAACUGGCAGCCCUUAAUAGAUGCUCUCCCAUCUUGUGCUACAGAAGCAUGUGUUAUCCUAAUGAAAGAAAUUAUAGCUUCCAGAGAAGUUGAGGAAGACAAAAUGGACUAUUUCUUCUGGUCAUUUUCAUUCAUUCCUAAGCCCACCGUGGGCAUGAUUGAAUCUCUUGCUCCUUUGCUGAAGUCAUCAGGAGCAAGCCAGAGCUGCUUCUUAGGAGUAACUGCUCUCUUACAUAGGUUUUGUUCAGCUCACAGCUCCUGUGAUGGUGUGCCUGCUGUGCAGAGUGUGAUGAGGACACUUGGAGAAUUUUUGGGAGGAAACUGUACCGUGCAAGAUUCAGAAGGUUUGAGCCAGAUGCAACUGGUUCUAAAAGCCAUUGGAAAUGCAGGACUGGCAGCAGCUUCGCUUGCUCCUGUUUUGAGCCUGUGUGCUUCCCUCCAAAGUAAUCCAACUGAAAUUCGUCUAGCUGCUAUCCAGGCAUUCAGACGCAUUCCCUGCUCUGUCAGGAAUGCUGUAUUACUUGAGCUGUAUCAAGCAACUAGUGAAAAUGUGGAAAUAAGGAUUGCUUCUUACUAUAUGGCAAUGAAAUGUCCAAAUGAAGAGUUGCUUAAACAAGUACAAAAGAGUUUGCUAAAAGAAACUUCCAGUCAAGUGGGCUCCUUUGUUUGGAGUCAUCUCUCUCAGCUCCUGGAGACAGAUGAUCCACUGAAGGAACACCUUCGAGAUUCUAUUCCCGAUGAUAUCCUUAGCAGAGAUUUUGACUGGGAGACAUGGAAAUACUCCUCAUAUUCAGAUGUCACAUUCCAAUCAGCUGGUGCAGGUGCAAAUAUGGAAGCAUCAGUGGUCUUUUCUCCUGAAUCUUUUGUACCACGAUCAGUCAUGACAAAUUUGACUGUUCACCUUAUGGGGCAGGCUAUAAAUCUACUGGAGGUUGGUGUACGGUUAGAGAAUGCUGAAGCUGUCAUGCAGAAGAUUUUGGGGCAGAAGUUUGAUACUUUUGGUGACAAUUUUUUUGCAAACAGCAAUGAAAGAAACCACAAGUCAGGACGCCCCGUGCAAACAACAGGAAAAGUCAAGCAGAGGAAGCUGACUUUUAAGCAAUAUAGCCCUGCUGAUCAUCUCGUAACUACGGCUAGCAAGCCAAAGUCGAGAAAAGCUAACCAGAAUUGUCCACGUCAAAAGUAUAGCAAGAUGAGUGAGUUAAUGAAGAAGUUCACUGAGAGAAAGGUGAGAAAGGAGGAGAUGAAAUGUGAGCUAAGCAUGAAAAUCUUUGGAAAUGAAGUUAGCUUUUUGGAUUGUGAAGAUUUAAGAAAGCAAAUGAAACAUUAUUCUUUAAAUCUGGCUGAGCUUGCUGUCAAACUUCUGAAGGGGCAAGAGAUCCAGCUUAAUAAAAGGCUUAGUUUGGCCACGGAAGAAUUGCAGUUUCCAGUAAUUUCAGGCUUUCCUGUUCAACUGGCAAUCAAUGCCUCAGCAGCAAUCAAUGUUAAAAUGAAAGGCAAUGCAGAGUUCAAAGAACAGUCAAAUUUCUUUGUAAAUGGCUAUAUCAAGCCAAGUGCAUUUAUCCAGAUUUCUGUUCAAAUGGGAACUAUGGGGACUGUUGGACAAGCUGGCCUAAGCUGGUUAACAGGAAUAAGGACAUCUACUAGUCUUGAUGGGGGAAUCCAGGUUAAAAAAGGGCAAGAACUCAAAAUUGUUUUGAACACCCCAGAAGAAUCUAUGGAGAUAAUUAAUUUCAGCUCUAAACUCUUCUUCAUAAUGGUGGGUGAGACUGAACGUGUUGAUAUUUUCCAAGACCACACAGAAAGCAGAUCUUGUACUGGGAAGGAAGUGUCUGAGUUUACUGGUUGGCAGCUGUGUUCUGAAAUGUCAUAUCCUGACCCAGCUAGUGCUUUGUUUUAUCCUCUUGCUGGACCUUCAAGAGUGGCUGUCACAUUAACUAAGCAAGACAGAGGCCUACAGCAGUACGUUGUGGAAGCUGCAUAUAACUAUGUUCCUCAGGAGGAUUCAUGGAUCCCAAGCGAAGCUGUCCUUCACUUCUUCAUUGGGACUCCAAAGUCAGAAUUGAAAAGGGAUGUUGGUGUUGACCUAAACUUUAAUGUCCCGCAGAAGAAAUUUAGAAUCCAAUUCAUACAACCAAAGAAAAAAAUUGAGAUCGAUGGGAAAAUUGAUUCUUCUAAAUAUUCACGAAUUGGAUACCUGGAGUUGAUAGUAGAUGACCAAGAUGUAUAUUACAUUAAGGGUAUGACAGAUUUGCAAAUACUGAAUGGAGAGCAGAGAUACAUGACCCAAGUGGAGUUAAAGCUGAUAAAGCAAAGCAGUCCUAUCAUUCUGUCAGGAAACAUCACUAAACAACUUGGCAAGAAGAUAGCUUUUUCAGUAUCCCUGAAUAAUUUGUUGAAGGAUGCUGCAUUUCUAUCAGCAUUUCUGGAGAAAAAGUUUGAUGAUAAGCUGAGGCAAUACUCAUUGGAAGGGAAGACAUACCUUCCAGGUGUUCUUGGAGUUCACGUCACUGGUCUUCUCCAGCAACGUGACGGCUUGUGGUCUCAUGAUCUGAGGAUAAAAUACGGACUUCUAGGAGAGGCAAAAACCCUUCAUCACGAAUGCAGUACGGGGCAAAAAGUUGAAGAGAAGACAGGUGCACAUGACUUGUACAAACUUGAUGUUGGCCAUGAAUUUCAUUGUAUGCAGACUCCAACCUAUAAUCACAAGAUGGAAGUGAACUAUGGGAAACACUGGAACAAAAUAAACAAUAAGAAGAAACUACUGAUCAGCCAAACAUUAAAGAAUAGUUCCAGUUUUUCACUAGUCAACUAUUUCAUGGAGUUUACUGUGCAAGUUGUGGAAAAGCAGAUGAAUUACAGAACCCAGCUGCAGCACUCGCACAGCUCUCAGGGUUAUUUGCAGAGCAGCACCAACUUUAAGGUGCAGUAUAAUGACCGCAUGCCAUUUUUGGCUGGACUGCAAUGGAAAGAUGUAUCCAGAAAUGGCCUGAAGAAGUGGGAAGGAGAAUUAAGUAUGGACACCCCAUGGCUAUAUCUGCAUGCAGCUCACAAAAUACAUCAGCCUCAGCAUUCUGCUUAUUUAUUGACUAUGGAACUGACAACUGGCAAAGUUCUCUCCAUUAAGAAUCUUGUAGUGGAACUAUUCUGUAAAGAUCAAGGCAAUGAAAAGGAGGGGAAAUUUCACAUUUACACACCAGCAACCACAUACCUGCAGGCCUCCACAUUUAAUCAUCUUGAGAGAAACGUUCUGCACAGCUAUACUGAAAUGGUAUCUUCGUGGAAUCAGCCUGUGAAGAAUGAGAUUCAUUUGGAGAAUAAUGAACAAGACAAAUUUCUUUGCUUUAAGAUAAAGAGCACAAAACAGGACUUUAACUUCACAGCCAGCUAUCAGAAUCUGCCAAUGCCUAUGAAAACAAACUUCUCUGUGAAGGCUGUAUGGACAGAUUAUAAUAGUCUGCCUAAAAUUCUUCAGUUUGAAAGUCAGAUAGAAGAGCUGAAGAAGGAGAAGAUGCUCUAUCAAAAACGUGGAACCGUUUAUUUCAGGCAUCCUUUUAAACUGCCGAUUUUGCAGACCUUUCUUCUGCAGGAGACAUUUACUGUUGACAAACAGCAAAAGCACUACUUCUUGGAAACAAAAGUUCUGAUAAAUGGGCUGGAGGAAUCAAUUCAAACUCUUAUACUUGGCUACCAACCUGAAACCCCCUAUAUUUGUGCUGGCUUAGCUCAUCCUUAUAACUACAGUUUGUUCCCCAGAGAUGUUGAAAUAUGCAUUUUAACUCGAAGUCACCAACCUGUGAAGCAUGAGGUUGAGACUACCUUGAAAGUCAACAAGCAAGAUGUUCUCAGCUUUCUGGGAAGAUACCAGGACAAAUCCAGUGAUGUAGACUUCAGACAUCUUUUACACGUGAAUAUGAGGCACUCAUUCCAGCUUGAAUAUCCACAAGCAAUGGGCCUAAGUGGGGAGCUAUUUUCUAGGCAGACCAAACCAGAACACUUCGAUUACAGCGUGAACGUAAAAGCCAUCAUCAACAAAACCGUGUCUUCACAGGCCCAAGCAGCACUGAAGAGUUAUGAUGAAAACAAGCUCAAUGGCUCUCUUUAUCUUCAUUCUAAUGAAAGGGAUGUGCUGGUGCUGGAAGUUGAUAUGAACAAAGAAAAUAGGAAGAACGCUAGAGGUGUUGAACUGAGGGCUUUCCUCCACCAGGCAAUCCUUACAAACCCUGAAUCAAUACAGCUCCAGCUCAUGUGCAAAACGUUUCCAUCGAGAUUUCUGAUAUCUUCUGUGAUAAAAUUUAAUGAGAAUGGGCUUCAUGUGGAUUUCAUGGGAGCCAGACAGCAGAAAGUUGGUUUUGUCUUGUCCCUAAAUGGAAGAGUCCAACACACAUUUUCUGGAUUCAAGACUAUACCUCAUCUCCUUUCUCUGAAUGGAUUACUAAAGCACAAAAACAACAUUCACAAUGGUAACAUCAAUUUGAUGAUCAACAAUGCACUGUAUGGAUUCCAUCUCAGGAGCAGAAAUGUGUUUGGGAAUACCACCAUACGCAAUAUCACUUUCACUAUGUUUCAGAAUGGCAGUCAGGCAAUCCCAGUAGAAGCAAUACUGAAAGGACAACUGGAGCUGAGUAAAGAGAUGAUAAGAAGUCUAGUUAGCUUCCACAUGGAUGAGAAGGCCCUUUUUGUAGAUUUUUCCAAAGUCAUGAGUCACAGACACAAUAGAGUCACUGGGACUUUCACACAUAAUAUCAGCUCUUUAAAAAACGCAGGAUUGCCCUCGGAUGGCAUUCUCACCAUGAUAUAUGAGCACGGAACAGGAAAUCACACCAUUACUGUAGUCCUACAGAGUGGCAGUGAAAGAAUUUCUGCUGUGUUUGGAGGUCACAGACUGUCCACAGAACCUCCUAAAUCCCAUCUGUCUGUGAGCUUAAAGCACAACGUCACAAAGAUAAAAAAACAUGGGAUCCCUUUUAUUGUGGAAGCUGCUGGCUAUUAUGAGAAUUUCACCACAAAGAUUGCUGCAGGGCUAACAACCACCAUAGAGACAGAACAGCUCAAAAUUGAAAUAGAGAUGAAAACCACUGGCAGUGCCAUGGAAAUUUCUCUUUCACUUCACCACGAUGUGGGAGGACUGAUUAACAUCAUUCCAUGUGUACUACAGGUUACUUGCAGUGGAGAAUUUAACAAACAGGUUUGUGGCCUUUGCAAUGGAGAGAUUGCAUUUCAUCAUUUUGAGAAUCCAGCAAGGGUUUCCCUGAAUGGAUCGAUGAUUACCAGUGACUUUACUGUCAUCAUCUUUGGACGCAUUUCCUUUAACGACAUGUUUGCCUGCCUGCAACUUCAUGCCACCACUAACAUCCAGCCACAUUUGGAAAUUGACUUCCAGCAUUCGUUGCCUCAUCUUCAAUCUCUGGGUAUUUCCAAAGAGAAUCAAGUGAAAGUGUCAGCUAUCAGAAGUGACAAAUAUAAGGGAAUUAUUGAUGUCAUCCUCGGGCCUUGCAGUUUCAAAGCUGAUGGAGAAGUGAGCCUGACAAGCAAUGAAACAGAAACAGCAUGGGUACUUACUUUUACAAACAAGUGUGUCAGCCUAGAGAGAGUGGGACUGCCGCAUGCUGUAGCCUUUGGGGGCUCAUUUCAACAGAACACCUGCAAUAUUGGCUUGUUGAUGAACCUCCAGUGUGAUGGCAAAACAGUUGAUGUGCAGAUGGAUACUUCCUGCGAAAACAAAUAUGCCUUCCAAGGGAUGCUCAGGCAUUCAGUUCCCUGGAUGAGUCAACUUGGGCUGCCUUUUGAAAACUCUGUCCUGUUCUCUGCUUCCACAGACUCCACCACUGAGGGCAUUUUGUUGCUGCAGGCUGGCAAAUGCAAACUUAAGGCUAGAGGUGAUCUCUGUAUUCAGAAUAAAGCUGAAUGGACACUGGAAACAGAAACAGAAUGUCAGCUUCUGCAGGAUCUUAGUAUUCCAACUCAGUCACGGCUUGCAGGAUCUGUUCAGAAAGACAAGUGCCAAGCAGAACUUCUCUGUGUCCUUGAGACAGAAGGCAAGACUGCCCAUCUUGAAGUAAGAGCAGAGUGCAGACCAAAGAUCACACUGGAAAUUCAAUUCAGGCAUGAUCUCCCUCAACUGAAGGAUGUCCCAAGGGAAAAUAAGCUGUCCAUAACUUCACGAAAACAGUUAAACUAUCAGAUCAGCUUGGGAGUGAAAUCAGGUUCUUGUGAGCUUCAAAUGAAUGGGGACUUCCACCCUGAAAAGAAGCUUCAGUGGAAAAUGUCUAUAGAAAAUAAAUGCAAAACAAUUCAGGAUCUUGGAGCACCAGUAAAAAUUGAUGGUUCAGGCUAUGUUUUAAUGGAUAAAAUGAACCUAGAUUCACAGACAUUCAUCAUUGUUGAUGAAAGUAAAUUACAAGGACUCCUUAUACUAAACAUCACUGAUGAAAGACAAGAGCUGGAUGUUGUGCUAACCCAUAACAUUCAAGAAGCUGCUGACAUUGGAAUUCCUAUGAAGAUGUUAGUUGAUGUAAUAUCAGAAAAAAAUAGUGACUUCUAUAGAAGACUGACUUACUUCUGUGUGAACAACAAGCAAAUUAGAGAAGAACUGAGCCUUGUCCAGAAGUUGGGUGUUGUGUCUCUGAACUACAAACUUACUCAUAACAUAGAAGCACUGAAGGCUUUGCAGAUAGAAGACAGGAUUGAGUUGCAGGCUAUUUUGAACCUGAAAGUGAUCAAGAGCUUGAGUAUUAAAGUGCAUUAUGGUGCUCACUUGACGGUUCUUGAAGGGCAUAUCCAGGAGUCUGAAACAAGUACCAAUGUAACAGGGAAUUUCGAGCAUACUUGGCCAUGGUUGAUACAAGCCAGAAUCCCAACAUCUAUACAGGUAGAUGUGUUUUUUCAAGGAAUAAAUGCUACUCAAGAAAGAUAUAUGCAUAUUGCAGCUGGAGAAACAUCAAUCACAUACAUAAUAAACUCUUAUUAUGUUGGUCACCAAAUGGAUAUCUUUUGCCAGAGUGUUCAUAAUAAUGAGGUGCUACAGGCAUCUGGCUACCCUAUGGCAAUCAGUUUGAUUCUCGGUUUACAGAAAUCAGAAAACAAAACCAGGACUAUCUGUGAAGUCCAAUAUGAUGACAAAGAUAUAACCGUGAAUAUGGAUGUUGAUACCAGCUUUGAGCUCUAUGGUUUAUUUGAAUUCAUGGCAGAGGUGAAGCAUUCAAUAUCACUUCUCCAUCAUCUGGGACUCCCCUUCUUCCUUCAGAUGACAGUUAAAGAAGUCCUGACUGAAAAUGAAUUUGAAGGAGCUCUGAAGCUGACCUAUGAACAAAACAGAAACUUCACCUUUACCAUUAGUAGGAAAAAUGACCAGCAAGGGGUAAAUUCUGACAUGAGUGAAGCAAAAGGCAAACUCUACCUCAGUAUGGAAAAGAGGGAUUUCAAUGCUACAGCUAAGCUAACUUUCACUGGAACCAGCUACACUAAUGUCAUUGAAAUAAUACAGACAAUGUCCCAGUUAAAAAAUCUUCCAGUGCAGCUUGUGUUCAUGACGGUUUACCAAAAAGGCAAUAGAACACGUAUGCUGAGGCAAAUUGCUCUGUGGGAUGGCAAAGAGGUAAAGAUAACAGGCAUUUACACUGGACUCUUUCCAAAGUUGCAUGGAGGUCACGACAUUCAGGUGGAGCUUUUCCAUCCUCUCUCCAUUACCUUCCCGUGGCAUGUGAGGGUGAAGUUGUAUAUGAAGCAUUCAACACGCAGUCACUGGGAUGACCUGACUGUCAUUUGGAAGGAGAAGGACCAGGUAUCAGUGUCAUCUUCUCUGAAGUUUGGAAGAGACCGUGUGAAUUACAGAGCCACUGUUGCCCAGCCAUUUAAUUACACUUUGAGGCAACUGGAGGUUCAUUCCCUGUCAGAAAGAAGAGCCAGAAAGUACAACCACCAGCUGCAGCUAAUGUGGAAUGGUGGGCAGCCUACUGACAUCCAGCUGACCCUGGAGGAUAAAUCAAGGACAAACAUCACUGCCUGGGAUGGGUGUGUGUCAGGCUCUUCAGGACAGCUUCAGGGAGUAUUAAGUAUAGAACACCUUCAUGCAUGUGGGUCUCUAGAGCAAACAUCAGCAUCAUUUAAGGAAUAUCUAGAUCUGAACUGGGAUGACAAAAAGUUCAAACACAAUUUAACUUAUGAGAGAAAUCGAUUCCUAUAUACUGAUAAAUUUCAGUUAGAAGCUGUUAUGGAAAAUAUUUUCCUGACCUCAUGCACCAAACAGAAUAUUCUGGGUAAAAUAGAAACAAACUAUUCAUCUUGCCUGGACUAUUACAUGAGCUUUGAGUUCUGCGACAUUCCAAAUGUAAUUGUUUUCUCUGGAAAACACCAGCUCAACAAAGGAGACAUCAUUUUGCAAUCAGAGAGCAGAUUCCAUUUUUCUGAUCAUGGGAGAGAUGAGGGAUUGAUUGGAGUAUCCUUAAAAAAUCAGACCACAGCUGAUGUGAAAAACUAUUCUCUGGAAAUUGAAGUGAGUUUUUAUCUUAUUUUAUUGGUAGUGGAUUUGCAGGGGUUUUGUUUCCUAAAGACCUACUGCCAUCUAUCUUCCAAAGUGCUCAGGUGCAGCCAGUGGCUUGUAAAACAGCAGGAAAGUACAGGCAAUAUAAAGUAUUUAAAAGGCUCUGAAGACACUUGGCUAGGCCUGACAGGAACUGCUACUUCCUCAGCUGUUCAGAGCCGAAUCCUGGUGGAGGGGAUUAUUGAUCAAAAAGAGAAAGUAAAAGUAGCUGCGUCUAAAGGAAAGGAGUGUUUGCAGUACUACAUGGGGUAUUUGAAAGGGGAUCUGGAAGAAGGAAUGGAAGUCAGUGCUUGUACUGAUGGGCAACAGAUGGCUGCCAUUAAUAGCUAUCUCAACAUUAAUGGUGAAAGGCAAGAAAACAUGGGACAAAUUACUCUAACAGCUGUUAAUGAAAGCUUAAAUUUUCUGGCUCAUGGAUGUGGGGAUCUAAUUCUUAAGGCUGAGGACAAAAUUAAUGAAAUUGGGAGUAUUCUCAAAGCCAGACUGAUUGAGAAGAUAAAGAAGCUUGAUGGAUAUAUCUGGAGACUCAGGAGAUCAGUGCAGCAAAUUGAUUUUCUGUCUGAAGCAGCUGGUUGGCCUUCAAUAGCCUCACAAAAGAUAGCAGGAUUCCUCCACGGUGUUGGUAGAGCUUUCACCCAAGUGUGGAAGCAAAGUGGAAUCAAGCAGAUACUAAGAAGCAAGCUCCCACUUUACCUGAAUAAAAUUCAAGAUGCUGUCCAGCAAAUGCAGACGGAAUUGCAAAACCCAUUAGCAACUUUGAAAGAUGCCUACUAUGAUGUAACCUUGAAGCCACUGGAUGAAGUUUGGCAGGAGAAGACAGAAGAGUACAUGAAAAAAGUCCAGGCAUUUUUGCCCAGGAUUAUAAAAGAUGUUUGGCUAAUGGAGCCAAUCCAGAUGGCAUUAAGGACUGUUAAAACAGGCUUGGAUAUGACCACACAGCAGAUGCUCAGGUGGGCAGAGGCCAUGGUUUCUAGAGCUGUGAGCAAGAUUCGGAAGCCCUUACUCAACCUUUACAGUUUUUCAGCCAGGAACUGUUCAGUGGCAGUGAAACUGCCAGUACUUCCUAAAGCAUACUGCUCCCUGGAUCUGGCAAAUAUUACUAAUUAUCUCAUUGAAGAAAAGCUAAUGAGGCCUCUCAAAGAUCUCUACAACAUCAACAUGGUUGCAGAGUAUUACAGAUUCAAACGAAGGAUGAUGGAGAGUCCCUUUGAACAUCAUGCUAUGUUAAUAGGUAACAGGCACCUUAUGACUUUUGAUGGAAAAAUUUAUGAUUUGGCAACAAAAUGCAGUGUGCUUCUUGCCAAGGAUUUUCUUCACAAUACUUUCACUAUAAUACUAAAUGAGGAAAUCGGUGAUUCACGAUCACUGUAUGUGGAGAUGAACCAGAGAGUGAUCAAUAUCUAUCCAAGACUGAAGAUGUCUAAGGUAUCUGUGGUAGAGAACUGCCAAGGACUGGAUCAAUCCCUUGAAAAGAAUACCACUGAUACAAGGAAAGAAACCAACAAAAUGGAAAUAUCUGAUCACAAAGGAGUUUCUGUCUCUUGUGACUUUCAGUAUGAUCUCUGUACUGUCACUCUGGCUGGAUGGCACCAUGGUAUUUCAGCUGGACUUUUUGGUACCAAUGAUAACGAAGCUGGAAAUGAAUGGAUACUUCCUAAUCAUUCCUUCACUGAUAAUGUGCAAGAAUUCACACAGAGCUGGCAGGUGAGCAAGUGCAGUCUCACACAGAAGAAUGUGAAGCCAUGUCCAAUUACAGAUAAGGAAAAAGUCUGUAAGGAGUUUUUUGAAGAAGCACAUUCUUGUCUCAGGAACUGCUUCAAAGUUGUGGACCCCAAACCAUUCUACAUCAUGUGUAUAUAUGACACAUGUGAAUCAAAGAAGUUGAAGGCUGCCUGCAGUUUAGCAGCAGCUUUUGUUCAUUUGUGCCACAGAAAUUUUGUUCCUGUGGAAAUUCCUCCUCAGUGCUUGAGCCUUUUUUGAAUGGUAGAUACCAGCCCUGAAGAUGGAAGAACCCCUUCAGCAUCCAAAAUAAAGUAGCUAUUUGGAUAGCAAUGCUAGGGAAAACAAGGGGUGUUAAUGAGAUAGUGUUAUGAUGAUAAAUAUAAUAAAGCAUAAAUAAAAUAGAAAGCAUAAUAGGGCAUAUAGUAUAAAGGAAAGUCUUUCACCCAGAAACACCUGAGGCCAGAGUAAUCACUUCAGUACAAUGACAAGAAACUAUAAUAAAUCAGAAGGUAUUGGAUAUGAGAAUAUCAGUUACUUAAAAAUAAAAAAAAUCUUCCAGCAGGUAACAGAAUUAUUUCCUCAGAAGCCUUGACCCAUAGCAUGAAUAAAUUUAAAAGAUGACAAAAGAUCUUUUCCAGUUCAGAUUAGUACAAAUAGGCUACUUUGUGAAAGCAGUGUAUGAGCUUUGAACCUGUGCAGAGAUGCUGACAACUUUUUCUCCAGAACUGAAACUCAACUGUUCAAUACGUUCUGGAGAAAUUAACCUUUUUCCAGGGAAGUGCCCCACCACACAUGAGGUUUAAGACAAAAAUAAGAUGGCUAAAAAGAUACAAAGGAAAGCACUUAUCAUUUUCAUGCUGGCUGAUUUUUCCCUUAUCAAUGUACUCAUUGUUAAAAGUGAAGAAGCCUUCUUGGUAUCUGCUCACCAGUUUCACGUUCUCCCUUCGUGUCUUUAGGAGUCCCUUCUUGGAAGUUAGUUUACAUGUUGGGAAAAGCUCUGGUAUUCAUAAAGUAGUCUUAAAGUGUUAUAGAUACUGUUGUGUAAAAGUAUCUCAACUGUUGAAUUAUUUUCUAUAUUGCAAGUCUAUUGAUUAAAAAAUGCCUAACAGAGAGGCAUACAUUUCCCUACACAGUACCAGGAAUGUAAUUAUUUAGUGAAAGGUAACAUUACAAAAUCCUUCAGCUGUCUUUGCAUAAGAACAUACUAACAUCAAAAUAACAGUGUUCUUAACUAUGAAAUGUUGAUAAAUAGUUGACUUCCUCAUUUUUAUGCUUCCACAAUUUUUAUUGAUUAUUCAUAAGAAUAACGUUGUACUGAAGAACAGUUAGAACUGGCUGAGUUUAAAUGGUUCCUGUAGUUGUUCACAGAGACAAAAACAGCAGCUGGCCUCACUUACCUUGGCUUUGGAAUGCAGUAAAUUGUUUAGUAUCAUCAUCACAUAGUCUCAAAGCUGCAAUCUGGAAUUCACCUACAUGUGCACAUAGCAAUUGCAUAGCUGGCUGAAGGUAACUGACAAGGAUCAGAAGCGAUAAAAGCAUUAAUAAGCCUUUAAAACACAAAGUCCUUUACUCUUUCUCAAAUUAGGCUGCUCGAAGUUGUUUUUCACAUGCAUAGCAUGCGCAGAAUCUUCCACUGCUUACUAGGAGCAACACUUCCUUUUGAGUACAACUAGUCCAGCCACUUAGAUGGGUGCUUUAAUAAUGUUAUCAGCUGGAGUUACAUACAAGAUGUUGCAAAGGGUACUGAAAUCCAGAAGGAGCAGGUGCAUUCACUAAGAUUGAUAAAGAAUUAAUUCACAGUGUAAGAAAAAAAAAAACCCUCCACAGAAUCGCUCACCAUCUCGCAGUGUUUUUUUUUCAGCUGGGGAAGCAUCUGUUGCAGCAAGGCCCUGUUGGCACAGGGAACUCCUAGAUGCUCCUUGCAAACACGUGCACUUCUGCAACUCUUGCAGCUCUUGCUGCAAAAGACCUUGCUUCACUCACUGAUACUAGCUUUACUUUUUCCCCUGAGAAAAAUCCCAGCCUGUUAGCCCCGUCUCUCAUUCUGAACACUGCUGUACACAAAUGCCACUCCUGGAAGAGUGGCACUGCUGUGGCACAUAAGGCUACAUGUAGCAUACCACAGGUGAUUAAAAACUCAUUUAAACACCAAUAAACAUUUUAAACUACAAACAUCGCACUCAGAAAGUGCUAGGUGUCGCUGAGCUGUUCCCCGCA